Hansenula anomala is the source of this 1410-nucleotide messenger RNA. Its product is annotated as amino acid transporter. Gene Ontology annotation, cellular component: fungal-type vacuole membrane. Gene Ontology annotation, biological process: amino acid transmembrane transport. The coding region runs from base 1 to 1410 and encodes 469 amino acids. Lineage: Eukaryota; Fungi; Ascomycota; Saccharomycetes; Phaffomycetales; Wickerhamomycetaceae. Gene Ontology annotation, molecular function: L-lysine transmembrane transporter activity; L-arginine transmembrane transporter activity; L-glutamate transmembrane transporter activity. The transcript is spliced from 2 exons. The record is from RefSeq and is a predicted model, not a curated record.
AUGGCAACAACAACAACAGCUGCAAAAGCUUCACCCCAGUCAGCUGCUAUAAACUUACUAAACACAAUCAUUGGAGCAGGGAUGCUUGCAAUGCCAUAUGCUAUAAGGUCCGAUGGUAUAAUACUUGGUGUUAUUGUUAUUAUAGUCUCAGCUUGUACCUCAUCAUUCGGGUUAUACUUACAGGGGAAAUGUUCAAAAUAUGUUAAAAGUGGUGAUGCCUCAUUUUUCGCCCUUGCUCAGUUAACUUACCCACAACUUAGUGUUGUUUUCGAUUUAGCUAUUGCAAUUAAAUGUUUUGGUGUUGGGAUUUCAUAUCUUGUUGUUAUUGGUGAUUUAGUUCCAAAAAUUUGUCAAUCUUUGAUGAAUGAUUCAUUUUUAGAUCAACAUGAAGUAUUAUUAGAACGUAAUUUUUGGAUUACUUUUUUCAUGAUAUUGAUUGUUGUUCCUUUAUCUUUUUUGAAAAAAUUGGAUUCUUUGAAAUAUGCUUCAAUGGUUGCAUUAUCAUCUGUUGUUUAUUUAGUUAUCUUGGUGUUCAUUCAUUUUUUAAAGAAUGAUAUAGAGGAUAAAGGUCCAGUACGAGUUUUCAAACCUUACACUAUAUCUUCAAUCUUUGCAAGUUUCCCAAUUUUCGUGUUUGCAUAUACAUGUCAUCAAAAUAUGUUUUCAUUAGUUAAUGAAUUAGAAGAUAAAUCAUCUAGAAAUAUUAAUAAAGUUAUUGGAUCUGCCAUAGGUAUUGCAAUGUCACUUUACAUAGUGGUUGGUCUUACAGGAUACCUUUCAUUUGGGGAUAAUGUUGAACCAAAUGUCAUUGUUGGUUAUUCACAUGCUAUUUCCUCUACAAUUGGAAGAAUUGCAAUUGUUAUAUUAGUCAUGUUGUCUUAUCCUUUACAAUGUCACCCUGCAAGAGCUUCAAUCAAUCAUAUCAUUCAUUAUUUCUAUCAAGUUAAAAAGCAAAUUCAAUCAGAUGCUUCAAUACUGAAUGGUCAACAUCAACCACAAUCACAUCAAAGUGAUGAAAGUGAUCAAUUAAUUGAUAGUGAUCUACAAGAUGGAUUAACAGAAGAAGGUAACAUUACAGCUGUUUCACCAUUGAAAGGUUCUAAAUUCAUAAUAAUCACAUCAAUCAUUUUGAUUUUAAGUUAUUUGAUUGCCAUCAGUGUGACAUCAUUAGCACAUGUGUUGGCUUUUGUCGGUUCCACGGGCUCAACUUCAAUUUCAUUCAUCUUGCCAGGGAUUUUUGGUUAUAAAUUGAUUGGAUCUGAAUAUGUUGAUGAAACUACAGGUUCAUUCGAACAUAUUCCAAGAGGAACCAAGAUUGUCAAAUACCUAGGAUUUGCCCUCUCUGUCUGGGGACUGCUAGUGAUGAUUGUGUGUCUCUCUGCCACGAUAUUCCUUGGAGCUACUCAUUAA